Messenger RNA from Larimichthys crocea (large yellow croaker), 6907 nucleotides. RefSeq names its product Ral GTPase activating protein non-catalytic subunit beta. Gene Ontology annotation, molecular function: GTPase activator activity. NCBI's taxonomy places the organism in Eukaryota, Metazoa, Chordata, Actinopteri, Sciaenidae. The coding region runs from base 254 to 4765 and encodes 1503 amino acids. The transcript has 30 exons. Gene Ontology annotation, biological process: activation of GTPase activity; regulation of small GTPase mediated signal transduction. The record is from RefSeq and is a predicted model, not a curated record.
GCGUCAGCGCCGCUGCAGCUGCAGUACCAGCCCAGCAGGGGGCGUCGAUCCACGGAUCCGGUUUCCCGUUAGCCCGUCAUGCUGCAAUAUCCAAGCCUUGACAUUGCGAAGAUGGAGGCUGUUAUGGUGUAGACCAGGAAACAUAGAAAGCACAAACUGCGAGUUUCAGAGCUCUGUUAUGACAACAUUUCCAGCUGGUCCAGGUGGAGGCAGGAGGCGUGAGUAGUCGAGCGGUGCAGCCAACAUCAGCAGCAUGUACUCCGAGUGGCGCUCGCUGCAGCUGGUGGUGCAGAGUGACCAGGGCCACCUCAGCGUUCUGCACACCUAUCCCACCACCGUGGGCACGGAGGUGGCAAAUGCCGUGGUCAAGCCUCUGGGCACGGCCGUGAGCCCCGUCGCCACGGAGAACAUCCUCAAGACGGACAAGGAGGUAAAGUGGACCAUGGAGGUUCUGUGUUAUGGCCUCACCCUCCCCCUUGAAGGGGACACUGUCAAGCUGUGUGUGGAUGUGUACACAGACUGGAUGAUGGCUCUGGUGUCGCCCAGGGACUCGAUGCCUCAGCCCGUGGUCAAGGAGCCCAAUAUGUACGUCCAAACCAUCCUCAAACAUCUCUACAACGUCUUUGUACCAAGGCCUGAACAGCACAGUCUGAACCACAUCAGGCUGUGCCAGCAAGUUCUGACUGCAGUCCAGAAAUUGGCACGCGAGUCUGUUUCCAUGGUGAGGGAAACCUGGGAGGUGCUGCUGCUCUUCUUGCUUCGCAUCAACGACACAUUACUUGCCCCGCCCACAGUUGGAGUCGGGGUGGCAGAGAAACUGGCAGAGAAACUGAUGGCAGUGCUGUUUGAGGUGUGGUUACUGGCAUGUGCCCGCUGCUUUCCCACACCACCAUAUUGGAAGACAGCGAGGGAGAUGCUGGCCAAUUGGAGACACCACCCUCCUGUUGUAGAGCAGUGGAGCAGAGUGGCCUGUGCCCUGACCUCCAGACUUUUGCGCUUCACCCACGGACCUAACUUCCCACCGUUCAAAGUUCCUGAUGAAGAUGCCAACCUGAUUCCUUUAGAGAUGGACAACGACUGUGUGGCACAGACGUGGUACCGCUUUCUCCACAUGCUGAGCAACCCAGUGGAUCUGAGCAACCCUGCGAUAGUGAGCACCACUCCAAAGUUUCAGGAGCAGUUCCUUAACUCCAGCGGUAUCCCUCAUGAGGUGGUGCUGCAUCCGUGUUUGAAACAGCUACCCCAGAUCUUUUUCAGGGCCAUGAGGGGCGUCAGCUGCCUAGUGGAUGCUUUCUUGGGUAUAUCACGUCCCAGAGCCGACAGUGCCCCGCCCACCCCAGUCAACAGAAUGAGCAUGUCCCCGCCCCCGUCCAUCACCAACACCACGCCCCCGCACAGCCGCAAACAACGGCAUACAGUGGUCACCAAAACCACGAGCAAGAGUUCAACUAGCAGCAGCAGUCAACCAACCAAAGCAUCCCAGCAGCAACAGCAGCAGCAGCAAACUUCGUCCUCCCCGACCCUCCUCUCCAGCCCCAACCAGAGCAGCUGGGAGUCCCGGCCACUGCCGGCCCCGGCACGGCCAAAGGUCAACAGCAUCCUCAACCUGUUCGGCCAGUGGCUUUUCGACGCCGCUCUGGUCCACUGUAAGCUCCACAGCGGCCUCAGCCGAGACCCCAGCAUGACUGCGAUAGCCACUCAAGUAGGUCUGGAGCUGAGAAGAAAGGGUUCCCAAAUGUCCACAGACUCCAUGGUGUCCAACCCCCUGUUUGAUGCCAAUGAGUUCCCAGAGAGCUACGAGGCAGGACGAGCUGAAGCCUGCGGGACUCUCUGCCGCAUUUUCUGUAGCAAGAAAACCGGAGAAGAGAUUCUGCCUGUUUACCUGUCCAGAUUCUACAUGGUCCUGAUUCAGGGUCUCCAGAUCUCCGAUUUCAUCUGUAGACCAGUUCUGGCUUCUAUCAUUCUCAACUCUUCCUCUCUCUUCUGUACCGACCUGAAGGGCAUCAACGUGGUGGUGCCGUACUUCAUAGCUGCCCUGGAGACUAUUGUACCAGACAGGGAGCUGUCCAAAUUCAAGAUGUAUGUAAAUCCUACCGACCUGAGGAGAGCAUCCAUCAACAUCCUGCUUGCCAUGCUGCCCUUGCCGCAUCACUUUGGCAACAUCAAAUCUGAGGUUCUGUUGGAGGGAAAGUUCAAUGAAGAGGAUGGGUGGCCUCACGACCAGCCCGUGUCUUUCCUGUCCCUGAGGCUUCGUCUCGUCAAUGUCCUCAUAGGAGCACUGCAGACUGAGACUGACCCCACCAACACACAGCUCAUCCUGGGUGCAAUGCUAAAUAUUGUUCAAGACUCAGCGCUGUUGGAGUCCAUCGGUGCACAGACAGAAACGGGAAGUAUAGACGGGAGCAACGUGACUGUGAGAAGUCAGAGUCACAGCCGCACCAACAGUGGCAUUAGUUUCACUAGCGGGGGCAGCAUGGAGGCCACCAGCCCAGACUCCGAGCGCCCUGCCCAGGCCCUACUCCGAGACUAUGCUCUUCCAGAUACGGCGGCCGGCCUGCUGGUGCGCCGCAUCCACCUGGUCACUCAGAGACUCAACUCCCAGUGGAGGCAGGACAUGAGAUUUCACUGGCUGCCCUGGAGCGUGGCUGGGCUUGCCAAGGUAAAGGUGGGAGUAGACUCUGCAGACCGUAAACGUGCCGUCAGCUCUAUAUGUGGGUACAUUGUGUACCAGUGUAGCCGUCCAGCUCCUCUUCAGUCCCGAGACCUCCACUCCAUGAUUGUAGCUGCCUUCCAGUUUCUCUGUGUGUGGCUCACAGAACACCCUGACAUGCUGGAUGAGAAGGAUUGUUUGGUAGAGGUUUUGGAGAUUGUGGAGCUUGGAAUCUCUGGCAGCAAGUCCCGCCAGGAACAGGAAGUCCGACAUAAAGGAGAAAAGGAGCACAACCCAGCUUCAAUGAGGGUGAAGGAUGCUGCUGAGGCCACUUUGUCCUGUAUCAUGCAGGUGUUGGGUGCCUUCCCCUCCCCCAGCGGGACCUCCUCCACCUGCAGUCUGCUGAAUGAAGACACCUUGAUUCGCUACGCGAGACUGAGUGCCACAGGAGCAAGCAACUUCCGCUACUUUGUCCUUGACAACUCGGUCAUCCUCGCCAUGCUGGAGCAACCUCUCGGCAAUGAGCAGAACCCCAGUCCAUCUGUGACCGUUUUGAUUCGAGGGACGGCUGGCAGACAUGCCUGGACCAUGCAGCUCUUCCAUCAACCCAGAGGAGCUCGGGCCAAUCAGAGGGUGUUUGUUCCUGAGGGCCGUCCGACGCCGAAAAACGAUGUGGGGAUCAAGUACAACGUCAAGCAGAGACCCUUCCCUGAAGAGGUGGAUAAGAUUCCUCUUGUCAAAGCUGAUGUCAGUAUCCCGGACCUGGACGACAUUGUCAGUAAAGAGCUCGAAGUUCAGCACGACAAGCUCCGUAUUCUGAUGACAAAGCAGAUUGAGUAUGAGAACGCCUUGGAGCGGCACAGCGAGGAAAUUUGGAAGUCCAAGCGUUUCCCUGACCCACAGACAGACUGCAAACCCCCUCCACCCUCGCAGGAGUUCCAGACAGCACGCCUCUUCCUUUCCCAUUUUGGCUUUCUGUCGUUGGAGGCACUCAAGGAGCCCAACAACAGCCGUCUACCUCCUCAUCUGAUUGGCCUGGAGUCAUCCUUGCCAGGGUUUUUUGAUGACAUCAGCUACCUGGACCUGCUUCCCUGCCGACCAUUUGACACUGUCUUUAUUUUCUACGUGAGGGCUGGACAGAAAAGUAGCUCAGAGAUCCUGAGGAAUGUGGAGUCGUCGUCCAGCGUCCAGCCCCACUUUUUGGAGUUCCUGCUGUCCUUGGGCUGGCCUGUGGAUGUGGGACGUCAUCCAGGGUGGACAGGACACCUAGAUACCAGCUGGUCUCUCAACUCCUGCUCCGACAGCAACGAUAUACAACACACAGAGGAAACAGCGACUCCUGAGGACACAGGAGGUUCGGUGUUCAACGGGGAGAAGAAAGUUUUGUACUAUGCUGAUGCUCUGACAGAGAUCGCCUUCGUUGUUCCAUCCUUGACAGAAAAUUCUGAGGAGUCAUCAGUGCACAGUGACUCCACAGUGGAGGCAGACACCAACCCUGACCUCAUGCCUGGUUUACACAAACAACCCAAUCUCACACUGGAGCUGUUCCCCAACCAUUCUGAAAACCUGGAGUCUGCCAAAAAGCUGAGUCCUUUGGUAAAAACAAAGAGGUCAUCGACUGGAAAGUCUUUCCCAGCACUGGGUCCUGAGACAAAGGUGUUUGUGGUCUGGGUGGAGCGCUUUGAUGAUAUCGAGAACUUCCCGUUAUCUGAUCUCUUGGCGGAAACCAGCACAGGCUUGGAAGCUAGCAUGAGCAACAGCACUUCCUGCAGGUCGGGCUUACUUGAGAAGGACGUCCCUUUAAUCUUCAUCCACCCUCUUAAGACGGGACUCUUCAGGAUCCGGCUGCAUGGAGCUGUGGGCAAAUUUGGCAUGGUGAUUCCUCUGGUGGAUGGCAUGGUGGUCAGCCGCAGAGCGCUAGGGUUCCUCGUGCGCCAAACGGUCAUCAACGUGUGCCGACGGAAGCGUCUGGAAAGUGACUCGUACAACCCGCCUCACGUGAGGCGGAAGCAGAAAAUAACUGAGAUUGUCCAGCGUUACCGCAACAAGCAACUGGAGCCUGAGUUUUACACCUCGCUCUUCCACGAGGUGGGGGAGGGAAAGCCUCACCUCUAACCCCCACCAUCCUGUCCUAACACUGGCUCACGAGCGCACACAACACACACACAGACACACACACACACACUUAUCCUAUACUCAUACACCAUUUACAACUGUGCGUGCAUACAGACCCACCCAUACACACACACACACACACACACAUUCACAGAAUCUUUAUAUUUAUACUGUACUGUUUUGUUAUUUAUAUAAAUACAUAUAUCAACACUGUCUGCCUUUGACUCUGAGAGCAAAGUGUCAAAAACCAUGCCAAGGUGGAAAAAGCUACAUUUCUAUGUCGCAGCCGCUCAUUGAAGAUUUGAAUGGCUGAAGUUCAACAGUGACUGUCUCUCCUCAUUUAGGUUCAUGCUUCAAAAAAAGAAGAAAAAAAAAGAGUUUCUGCUUGUCAUUAACUGCAAUACAAUAGUUACACUGUUGGCCUUUCUGAAAUUGUAAAAAGUUUGUCCUUUAAAAAACCCUGUGAUACGAGUGAAAUUUCAUGAUAGUUUGGUAAUACAGAAUUGUGUCCAAAAUCCAUUUCUGUAUAUCUGUUUUUGUUUUAACCAGACAGAUUUAGGGUUGGAUUUUUGCCAAGGAGAUAAAAAUGUAAGCGUCAUCGAAAAGUUUUAUAAAAUACAUCGCUGCUGCUGCUUCAAGGCAUGUGGCUUCAAGACAACAAAGAAACGAUUGACAGCAUUAACCCAUGAACUAGUCUAACAACAAAUUGUCAUCUACAUGCAGUGACACCUGCUAAAGUCUUCCUAGUGCAAACAGACAUUCGGCCAUCGCAGCAACUGACUGAGCACUCAAAUAUUUCUGUUUAUAUAUAUUUUUUAUUUUCCAGAUGAUUUCUAGGACUCCUAUGUUUUUUUAUUGUAUGUAGAUGUCAUUUUUUUUUCACACCUAUGCUUUCUCUGUGCCAGUCUGACAGUCACCCCAUCUCACAACAGCCACUGCACUGUUUUGUUUGUGUGUGUAUGUGUGUAUGUACAUGGCCACAUGUAUGCUUGUUCAGCCAGUCCAACUAUUUACACUACAUGGAGUCAUAGUGACCCCUAAAACCCCCUUAAAUGACCUUUUUAAAGAUGAAUUAUGUCACUUUAAACGAUUAAGAAUCCCGUGAUAAUACAGUGCUAAAAAUUUCAAUUUCCUUUGUUAAGACAUAACCCUAGAACUGGUUUACUCUUAAUGCUUGGUAACGUGUUAGUUUACUGAUAAUGAGAGUAGUUACAGAGCUCCUGGAGUUUGCACUUGAUGUUUGCAGGGCUAAUAUGAAACAACCACAAAGACGUCUAAGUCUCUUCCAAUGCCAAACAGACCUACAGCACAGUUGAAGUCAAAUCUAUAGUGAUUCAAAGGCCAAAACACUCGAUGUAGCUAACAGCAUUAUGUUUUGUUUUUUUAAAAUACUAAACCCAGAAAGAGAAUAUUUAACUUCGUCAUUUAUAUUCACUUUGGAGAACAUAAAUGUGCAGUUUUGCCUUCACCCAUUUCUUUUUGGCUUCACAAUUUGUUUCACUUUUUGUUUACUCACUGUACUUUGGUUUUGAUUCAGGCCCUCUCACUGUCUGCCUGUAACAAUGUGAAUUUAUUUAUCACAGAGAUGGAACAGGGCAAACACCUCUAGUUUCUUUGUUAUAUUGGAAAAGUCUUAAUGCACUGAGCACAUUUUAUGUUUAUUUUCUAUUCCCUUUGGUUAACUUUACAUGUCUUUUUGUACUUUUGUGCAUUUUGAAAGAAAAACCCUGCUGAAGGAAGAGUUUUAUCUUGUGAAAUAUGAAUGAAGAAGAGGCGUCGUGGACUUUUUAACCUAUCAUGUCUAAUUGUGUGACUCACUUUUUAUGACGGUGCUUUAUGCACAUGCCUUUUUUUGGAAGGAAAAAGUACAUUAAAUAUGCUUCAAAGAAACUACAUACAAUCAGUCAUACAUUGUAUCCUAUGUUACUCCUCUGAUGUUUGAUCAUAUUUAAGGAUUUGCCAUGUACAGAAGCAGAGGAUGAUCUGUAAAUAUAUGAUAGUGUAAGGCAUUUACAAGUUGUUGCAUUCCUCAUCUGAGAUUGCGAGAAAAGUUAUGUAUGUAUGCAAUUAUGUGUGGGAGGAUCACAAUGGGUAUUGAAUGUAACAUGCAUCAAUUAAAACUAUUAUUGACAUUUUAAUUUC